Gavia stellata (red-throated loon) is the source of this 1511-nucleotide messenger RNA. RefSeq names its product keratin, type I cytoskeletal 14. The record is from RefSeq and is a predicted model, not a curated record. The transcript has 9 exons. Gene Ontology annotation, molecular function: structural molecule activity. NCBI's taxonomy places the organism in Eukaryota, Metazoa, Chordata, Aves, Gaviiformes, Gaviidae. The coding region runs from base 14 to 1504 and encodes 496 amino acids. Gene Ontology annotation, cellular component: keratin filament.
UCCAGCCUUCGCCAUGAGCACCACUGUCAGGCAAUACUCCUCCUCCACCUCCCUCAAGGGAUUCGGUGGCCUGGGUGGAGGCUCCAGCAGGCUUUCCUCCGUGCGUGUUGGGGGAGGAGGGUACAGAGCCCCCAGCGUCCACGGAGGCUCUGGCAGCUACUCUGUCUCUUCCCGCAUCGUCUCGGGGCUCGGCAGUGGCUAUGGGGGCAGCUACUGCAGCAGCGUAGGAGGGGGCCUCGGCAGUGGCUUUGGGGGUAGCUAUGGGGCUGGCUUUGGGGCUGGCUUUGGAGGUGGCUUUGGAGGUGGCUUUGGAGGGGGCCUCGGCAGUGGCUUUGGGGGUAGCUAUGGGGCUGGCUUUGGGGCUGGCUUUGGAGGUGGCUUUGGAGGUGGCUUUGGAGGUGGCGAUGGCAUCCUCCCGGCUGGCGAAAAGGAGACGAUGCAGAACCUCAACGACCGCCUGGCUGCCUACCUGGACAAAGUGCGUGCCCUGGAGGAGGCCAACACUGACCUGGAGGUCAAGAUCAGGGAAUGGUACAAGAAGCAGGGACCUGGUCCAGACCGUGACUACAGCCCCUACUACAGGACUAUCGAGGAGCUCAGGAACAAGAUUCUUGCUGCAACUGUUGAAAAUGCCAACAUCGUCUUACAGAUUGACAAUGCCAGGCUGGCAGCUGAUGACUUCAGAACCAAGUUUGAAACAGAGCAGGCUCUGCGCCUGAGUGUGGAGGCUGACAUCAACGGCCUGCGCAGAGUCCUGGAUGAGCUGACCCUGGCCAGAGCUGACCUGGAGAUGCAGAUCGAGAACCUGAAGGAGGAGCUGGCCUACCUCAAGAAGAACCAUGAGGAGGAAAUGAAUGCCCUGCGCGGGCAGGUGGGUGGAGAGAUCAGCGUGGAGAUGGAUGCUGCUCCUGGAAUCGACCUCACCAAGAUCCUGGCUGAGAUGAGGGAGCAGUAUGAGAGCCUGGCCGACAAGAACCGCAGGGACGCCGAGCAGUGGUUCUUCAGCAAGACAGAAGAGCUGAACCGGGAGGUGGCCAUCAACACGGAGCAGCUUCAGAGCGGCAAGACGGAGAUCACAGAGCUACGACGCACCAUCCAGAGCCUGGAGAUCGACCUGCAGUCCCAGCUCAGCACGAAAGCGGCAUUGGAGGGCACCUUGGCCGACACAGAAGCCCGCUACGGCACCCAGCUGGCCCAGCUACAGGGGCUGAUCACCAGCGUGGAGGAGCAGCUGGGUGAGCUGCGGUGCGACAUGGAGCGCCAGAACCACGAGUACAGGGUCCUCCUGGACGUCAAAUGCCGCCUGGAGCAGGAGAUCGCCACAUACCGCCGGCUCCUGGAGGGCGAGGACGCCCACAUCUCUUCCCAGUACUCCUCUGCUAUGUCCUCACACUCGGGCAGAGAUGUCAUGACAUCUUCCCGUCAGGUCCGCACAAUCGUCGAGGAGGUGCAGGACGGGAAGGUGGUCUCGUCCCGGGAGCAGGUUGCGCUCACCACUCGCUAGGAGGGCA